GGCUGAAUGAAUGAGGGCGGUCCCGUUCUUGUUGAGUGUUCUUCCGGCUUACAUGUUGGAAAAAAAGAAAAGACGAAUGGAAAAAUUGUAAUCUACAAAGCGAAUAUUGGCUUUUUACUCCGCAACACGGUAGUAAACGGUUAAAAUGAGCUCCCAGCAGUUUCCCCGACACGGGCUGCCUGCCUCCAGCGGGGGAGCUCCUCAGAUCUCUGCAAACCUGGUGUCUGUCAACCAGCAGUCACAUCCACAAGGAGGAGAUGCAGACAGCUCUCGGGAUGCUGAGCACAGCCAACAGGAUCAUCCUCCUUCAGGGGGAGGGGGAACCUUGGCGUUUAGAGAUGACAAGCAGGAUACCAUGGUGGUUCGACCUUACCCACAAGUGCAUACACACGGUCAGCCGCAAGCUGCUCCCCAGGCUGUGCCCAUCCAGUCAGGCGCACCUGUGUCUGUACCUGCCCCCCCAGUCCACCUUGCACAGGGCCAGCCUGCAGUCCUCACUGAGGGACAGAUGAAGGCUGUCCUAAAGUCCCCUAUGCCAAGUCGUCUCAUUGCUCCUGCACCAGCCUCCAACCAGGCCCAUAUUCCCAUACCCCCCAAGGUGCCAGGUCACAUUACUGUCACCAUAGAGAGCAGUAUUGCUCCGACCCCAUCUAUUCCUGUGGCAACCAUCAGCGGUCAGCAGGGACACUCCAGCAACUUACACCACCUGAUGCAGGCAAAUAUUCAGAUCAUUCGGGGUAGUGCCCCGUUGCAGAUUGGCACCCCCACUGUGCCUCCACAGACCUUCACAUCCCAUUUACCCAGAGGGGCUGCUGCAGCUGCUGUCAUGUCCAGCUCUAAAACUGUACUGCGACCAGCAACUGGAGCAAGUGCAGGCCCCGGCCAGCCCACCGUGCAGCACAUCAUCCACCAGCCUAUUCAGUCUCGGCCUGCAGUAACAACAUCUACAGCGGUGCUUCCAACUGUUGUGGCUCCCAUUUCAGUAACAAGAACUCAGUCUCCAGUCAUCAGUCCAUCAGUGACACACCCUGCAGAGGUGGCACAUGGGCGUCCAGGUCUCACCAUUCAUCCUCCUCCUGCCACCGUCAGUAUUCAAAGGUCUCAACCGUCCCGUGACACUGCCACACGGAUCACGCUGCCAUCUCAUCCUGCUAUUGGAGCUCAGAAGCCUCAGCCUCCGCACACCAUGACGCAGAAGCCAAUCUUUAGUUCUGUGGCACCUGUAGCUGCAGCGACUGUGGCACCGAUUGUUGCCACUAACACAGUGCCAUCAACCACAACAAUAGGCUCAGUGCCGCACACUCAAAUGACCAACAACACCAUUGUCACCAUGACGAUGGCCUCGCACUCCUCUCAUGCCACAGCAGUGACUACCUCUGCCAUCCCUGUUGCUAAAGUAGUCCCUCAGCCGAUCGCCCACUCUACAUCCCGGGUGCAGCCUGACUACCCAGGAGAGAGAGCCAACCUCAUCCCCAUCCCGGGCCAUCGGUCGUCUCCUAACCCUGUCACCAUGGAGGCCAGAAGUGAUAACAGGCCGCCUGUGCCGGUGCAGUUCCAGUAUUUCCUGCCUGCCUACUCCUCGUCAUACCCUCUGACACACACCUACACCCCCAUCAGCAGCUCUGUGUCUACCAUCCGCCAGUAUCCUGUUACUCCUCAAGCUCCAAGUUCAGCUCUGCCCACCCAAGCUGGAGUCGGCGUUGCGACCACCGUCCAUCUGAACCACAUGCAGCUGAUGGCAGUGGAUCGGAUCGGUCUCCCGUCUGCACAAAUCAGCACCCAAGGCAUCCAGCCCGCACCAAUUGCUGCACAGGGCAUUCAGUCCACACCGAUAGGGGUGCAGGGCCUGCACACAUCUGCACCACUCACCACACAAGGAAUACAACAGACGCCCAUCGUCACUCAGCAGCAGCAACAGCAGCAGCAGCAGCAGCCACAGUCUGAAGCAAAGCCAGGGGUUGUUUUGGCUGAUGGCUUUGUAGCAAGCCCCAUCAGCACUACAUUCAGCACCACCCAGCCGGUAGCCAACAUGGUGCAGGCUCACACCCAGGGAGGAGUAGGAGGCGCGCCCACCCUGGUCUCAUCCCCGAGACCCAGCAUCCUCCGCAAGAAGCCAGCGAAUGAAAGCUGUGUCCGUAAGAACCUGAUCCCUGCUCAGCCCAGUGAAGCAGGUGGAGGCAGAAUUGAGAGUGGUGUGAGAGGAGCAGGAUCUCCCCGACCUGCAGGUGUGAAGCCUAAAGCUGAGGUGCACAUGGCGGUGGCCCCUCCUGUCAUGGCUGCAGUAGAAGCGCUGCCCUCUCAGGGAGGAGAGCAGCAGUCCAUGUCCGCAAACGCCCAACACCUCGCCCAAGCCAUCCCCACCAUGCUCGCCACACCAGGACCCGUACCCCCCUCCCAGCCCUCCACUGUUCUCUCAGCCCUGCCGGCAGCCAUGGCUGUGACUCCCCCUGUUUCCGCCUCGAUGGCCAACACUGUGGCGUCCCCCACCCAGCCUGCAGCCAGCAGCACUGCAGCCUGUGCUGCCAGCUCCGCCUGCCCGGACAUGAAAAUCAAACAGGAGGUGGAGAGCAUGGACACGUCUCAGCCAGAUCCAAAUGCAAACUUGACAUCAGCCCCUGCUCUCAACACCCCAGGCUCCACUCUAAGCACUCCUGCCCCAGGAGAGCUGAUCCCCGGGGCCUCACCAAGGAAAAAGCCCAGAAAGCAGCAGCAUGUUAUUUCUACAGAGGAGAGCGAGAUGGUCGAAACCAACAGCACAGAUGAAGAGAAAGCUCCGGGAAGGCCCAUCACCGGCAGAGCUGAGAGACGUGAAUCACCACCCAGGGAAUAUGUUGAUGAGGAAGGAGUGCGCUAUGUACCAGUCAGACCUCGCCCUCCUGUCACUCUCCUUCGACACUACAGGAACCCCUGGAAAGCCGCCUACCAUCACUUUCAGAGAUACAGCGACAUCCGGGUCAAAGAGGAAAAGAAGGGCACCUUGCAGGAUGUGGCCAAUCAGAGAGGAGUGGCCUGCAGAGCACAGGGCUGGAAAAUUCACCUGUGUGCUGCACAGCUCAGGCAGCUGUCGAGUUUGGAGCACGACGUGUACAGCCGACUCUCCACCCUACAAGAGGGUCUGAUCCCGAAGAAGAGAGCCGGAGCCGACGAUGACCUUCACCGAAUAAAUGAGCUCAUACAGGGUAACAUGCAGCGCUGUAAGCUAGUGAUGGACCAGGUGACCGAGGCCAGAGACACCAUGAUGAAAGUGCUCGACCACAAAGAGAAAGUGCUGAAGCUGCUUAACAAGAAUGGGGCCGUUAAAAAGUCCUCUAAACUGAAGCGCAAAGAACGAGCAUGAACGUCUUCUCUGUGAACGAACAUCACCGCUGCCCCCUCCCUGAAGGGGUGAAGGAGCUGCUCGGAAUUUGGUGCUAUGAUUUGCUGUAAACAAUCGCAAGCACCCUCCCUAUCCGCCUGAGAGCGGACAGAGAGAAGUGACAAGGAGGGCCUUAAGAAGCAGGAAAGCUCAUCAGGAAAAGGUUCUCAUUCAAGUCCCUCGCACAUGUGCGUGGAGCAUCGUAGGUCGCAUUAGAGAGGCUAACCGGACGGCCCUGUUACUGUUUCCCUUUGGUUGUUUUGUUCAUUUUGGAAGAGACCAUUUUUACUAACUUAAUUUCUGCCUCAUCUUUUUAUUUGGCCUCUUUGUGUAUAUUUGAUUUUUGGCACUACAUGCAGGUGCAGUAAAUCCCUAAGAGUGAUGAAAGUGUUUCCGUAAAAUUUCAUCUUGCCUGGAGAGUAACUGAUCGAGGCAAAACCAUUCAGAAGGUCACAUAGUGAGCUGUGUGUAUACAGACUAAUCUCAGUUGUGCUCUUUUCAUUAAUCUGUGCCUUCAUUUUGUCGGUGAACAUGAAACUGAUAGAAACGCGUGAAAGCUGUUCCACAUGCUGUCAAAAUAAUCUUCAAAUAUUCAGAGAAAAGUUUCAGGUCAGUUUCACUGCUUCCCCUUUUUCUCAUGCACCUGGAUUUAUAUUUUAGUUUGACUAGUAGAACUAAAAUAUAAAAAAGGAGCCACAAGUCCAUGUCAUGUUAAAGAUAAUGCUCUAUUAAAGUUUGAGGACAAAAAAACUCUCCAAAUUUGUCAAAUUCAAUUAAUUUAAUAUGCAAAGAAUGCUCUUAAAGGAUUACAGUUGUCCUUGGGUUAACUGAACAUGAGAACGUACUGCAUAUGCAUAAUGCCAAGAUAACUUCACAUUUAACCUGCUGUGAAUCAACCACUUCAUCUAGAAGUAAACGGAUGUCAGCAGUCAGAAUAUCUCCAUUUGGUUUCAGUCGAGUUCGAAAUAGAGCGUGUGACACGUGCGUGAUGAAGCGAUGGACUGAAUUCAUGUAAAUCACUGUAAAUGUGCUUUUUGUUUUUCCAUUGAUCUGCUUUCUUUUCAAGUUUUGUACUCAAUGAAACUUUUUUGUGCAGUGUGAUGUGAGCCGCUUCAUUUUGCAGAGUGUAACGAUAAUGACAUUAUGAGGUGAAGUGAGCCUGAAAACAUCCAGCUAUUGUACAUUGUUUUUGUCUGUGUAAUUAUAGUAAAGAUACUUAAACAAUA
Notolabrus celidotus (New Zealand spotty) is the source of this 4581-nucleotide messenger RNA. RefSeq names its product Sin3A-associated protein a (gene sap130a). Gene Ontology annotation, cellular component: Sin3-type complex. Bases 146 to 3337 code for a protein of 1063 amino acids. The record is from RefSeq and is a predicted model, not a curated record. Gene Ontology annotation, biological process: negative regulation of transcription by RNA polymerase II. The transcript is spliced from 21 exons. NCBI's taxonomy places the organism in Eukaryota, Metazoa, Chordata, Actinopteri, Labriformes, Labridae.